AAACUUUAGAUUAAAGCAUGUCAAACGAUUAGAGGAAAAGGUAGCUGCAUAACUUUCAGAAUUAUCCAUAUUUCACCACAACACAAGUUAAAUACAGUCAAAUUGAUUUAGCUUGAUUUAGAGAAAUUUGGUUUGACUUGUUAUGACUUAGUGACAAAACGCGCUGCUCAUAGCUUAUAGGCUAUGUCUGUAUCCACUUUUAUCCUCUGAAAAAACAGUUUUUUUGGUUGUCAGCUUGUAAAAACAUAGUCAUGAGUAAUUUACCCUGUUUUUUGUUGUUGUUGCUAGCAGACGGAAUUAGCAAGGAGGCUUCUUCAUUCAGUACAAAGUCAAUGGAGAGCGAUGGAUUGUUUCCUGUCCGGUGGGGGCGGGGCUGAAAUGUAGCGCAAAUUACUAUCAACCAACACCUGCUGUAGGAUUUAUACAGUAGAGUGAACAUGGAUUCUUAAAAAAGUCCCCUAAAGACGGAAAAAUGGAUUACUGCAGGAAAACAAACAAGGAAACUGAGCGAUGGGACCUCACAAGCAACGGAUUUGGAUUGUGCCACUUCAUAUUAGGUACGUCUAGUGAUUAAUGAGAAAGGUCUGGUCUGCGAGGAGAGGGAUGUGAGCUUGCCGCUGCAGGAGCACAAGGAGCCCUGGUUCAUGAGGCUGAACCUGGGUGAGGAGGUGCCCGUCUUCCUCCACGGCGACACCAUCAUCAGUGACUACAACCAGAUUAUAGAUUACCUGGAGAAAAGCUUUGUGGGAGACACGGUAGCUCAGCUGGUUCCUGAUGCAGAUUCGCCUCUCCACGACCGUGUUCAGCAGUACCGUCAGCUACUGGACGGGCUGCCCAUGGACGCUUACACACACGGCUGCAUCCUCCAUCCAGAGCUCACCACCGACUCUAUGAUCCCAAAGUACGCCACCGCAGAAAUACGUAGACACCUGGCGAAUGCUGCGACGGAGCUGAUGAAGUUGGACCACGAGGAGCCUCAGCUGACAGAACCGUACCUGUCCAAGCAGAAGAAGCUCAUGGCAAAAAUCUUGGACCACGAUAAUGUGAACUACCUGAAGAAAAUUCUGGGGGAGUUAGCCAUGGUUCUAGAUCAGGUGGAGGCCGAGCUGGAGAAAAGAAAACUAGAGUAUCAAGGUCAAAAAUGUGAGUUGUGGCUAUGUGGACCUGAAUUUACGCUAGCUGACGUCUGCCUCGGAGCCUUGUUGCACAGGCUCAAGUUCUUGGGACUUUCUAAGAAAUACUGGGAGGACGGCAGCCGGGCCAACCUGCAGUCCUUUUUUGUGCGUGUGCAAAAACGCUACGCUUUCCGUAAGGUCUUGGGCGACAUCCACACGACCCUCCUGUCGGCAGUCCUACCCAACGCCUUCCGGAUGGUAAAAAAGAAGCCACCGUCCUUCUUCGGCGCCUCUUUUCUCAUGGGCUCGCUGGGAGGGAUGGGCUACUUUGCCUACUGGUAUUUAAAAAAGAAAUACAUGUAGUGAAUGCCCUCUUGUUGUGUUAAAUGUCUGUGUAUUUGUGUGAUGUUUCAACUUUUCUGUAAUGUUUUAUGACUGCAGGAAAACAUAAUGAAUCUAUAUAGAGAACACUAUUACUUACCUGGGUGAACAAAGAAUAUUAAAACAUUCCAUAAUAAGAAAUUCUUGACAGCACAUUUUCUGGUGAUCAAGGCCUUCAUCGAGUUUAAUUACUGGCAACUUGCAGCCGGCAAGUCCUUGUUUAACUUUUGUUGGAGGCAUGCAUCAGGUCUUCAUAUACUGAAAAACUUAACAGAAGAAACCCAGACAAAAUGUUAAACACAGUAACACCAACAGGGGUUUACUGACCUUCGCAUGCCACUAUUAUACUCAUUACUCAUACCUGCUCUUCACUCCUCCAUCAGGCUGAGGUUUAAUCAGUAAAAACCGCAGGAAAAUGUUACAAAUAUUUUCUGAUAAGUGCUGUGCUGCCAGAAACUGCCAGAAGAUGAUGAAAAGGAUAGAGGCAACGUUCAAGGGAAUGCUUCCACAUUUUCGGAAAUCGUUUUUUUUACUUUCUCGUAGAGACUUAACCAUUUAGAUCGAUACCACUCUCACGUCUGUCUGUUAAAUAUAAAGCUACAGCCAGGCGACGGUUAGCUUAGCUUAGCUUAGAAUUAAGACUGGAAACGAAGGCAAACAGCGAGCCCUCUGACAAAUAUCAACCCAACAAUGUUUGAAAACCCAAAAGGUUGUUUAACAAGACUUGCUGCUAUUCUGGAAGUCUGUUUCAGAUCAUCUUUGUAUGCUUAAUAUGAAGUUUAGCAUGAAGAUAGCAUGGAAACAGAGGCAAAAAGAUCAACUCAGCAAUGUUUGAAAAACCCAGAAAGUUGUUUCAGAACAAAAUUUGGUCUUGUCAAAGUAUCAUGUCUGUAUGCUAAAUAUGAAGCUACAGCCAGGAGACAUUAACUUAGCUAAGCAUAAAGAGUGGAAACAGAGGGAAAAUGCUAGCUUUCUGGACAAAAAUCAACUCAGUACUAUGUACAUUAUUAUUAUUAUUAGAAUUUUAAAGAAAAAUAUAAAUAUCAGAAAUAUACAUAAAUAUGUAGAAUUAUAACUGAUAAUAUUUUUGUGUGUAUAUUGUACAUACUGAACAGGGAGAUACUGGCUACUGUCUUUGUUUGGAUUAGCAAAAUAAGGUGCAACUUGGCAAUUUAUCAAGUUAAUUUUUUUAUUGUGCAGCAAACUUUCUUCCAACCAUACGGUUAGAAGAGUUUUUGAUGUUUCAGGCAAUGUAUUGGUACAUUAAGUGUUGUUAAAGAUUACUUGAUAUACAGUGCUAUCAGGAAUUACAUUUUUUCCCACAUCAAAUCAAUCACUCAGUGCACCAUAAGGACUAAGUUAAAACAGGAUUUUAUACAUUUUUUUGCAAAUGUAUUAAAAAAAAAAAAACUGAAACAUAACAUUGACAUAAGUGCUCAGACUCAGUUUAGCUAAAUAUUUCAGUUUUAAAGGUUCCCCAGAGAUCGGUGACCUUCAUCAUUCUUACAUGGAGGACGUUUUGAACAACCAGGACACCUGAGCUACACUUCAAACAGUCUGACUGCUUAUGUCGACACAAUACUUCAGUUUUUUCGCUUUAUAAUAAAUCUAAAAGCCUUGUUUUCUGUGACAUUAUAGGGUAUUUUUCCCCUGUCAUCAUUGGAUAUUCAGUGUAGAUUGAUGUAGCAUAAAAUGUGAGAAAAUUAAGGGUUCUGUAUGCACUGUAUAUGUUUUAAGAAACAGCAGAUGCUUGCAAGAAAUUCAAAUAUUUGGAGGGCAACUUUUUACACUGCUGUCUAAAAAAAGGGGGGCAUUUAAUUCAAUUAAUAAUUAUUUUUUUAAAUUAAUUUAAGUAUGUAAAAAUAGUAAUUGGUUAAAUCAUUUAUUUUAUUAAUUUAACUACUCUAUACACUGUUACUAUUAUCACUGCAUUUAUAUGCAGCAUUGCUGUUUAAACUUUUGACAGUAGAAAACAAAUAACAAAUAAAUAUUGAAGGAAUGAUGAUUUGAAGUAAGAUUAGGAUACUGAACUAAAGUGGGGUUUUUAAAAAAAAUACUCGGGGCUAUUUUUGCCCCUCAAUCACAAUUUUUUGAGUAAUAUUUGCCCUUCGCCCCUGUUGAUUGUUCACACUAAAUGAUAUAACAUAACGGGCA
Molecule: messenger RNA, 3650 nt
Organism: Centropristis striata (black sea bass)
Lineage: Eukaryota; Metazoa; Chordata; Actinopteri; Perciformes; Serranidae
Gene: gdap1l1
Product: ganglioside induced differentiation associated protein 1-like 1
Exons: 6
Coding region: 645-1478 (277 amino acids)
Source: RefSeq, a predicted model, not a curated record